AUGGAUGUUGAUAAUGAUUUGCUUGAAGGUCAACAAGGUAGUGGAGCACGUGCAACUCUAGGUUCCAGUAAUGUUGCAGCAAAAAAUUUAUCUGUUCCUAGAAGUUUAAAAUUAAAUGCUGUGACCUUUCAUUUCAAGAAAAGUCGUAUUUUUUAUACUUAUGGAUACGCUUUUAAAAAUGUAAUAAAGAAGUGUGUUGAAGUAAACUUAGAUAAAGGUGAUCGAGUGUAUUUAACUACGCCGUUAGCCAAUAUACCAAAUGAUAUGCUUGGAUUUUAUAUGAACGGACAUGAAUUAACGACAGUAUGGAAUUACGGCCAGGUUGAAAUCAAACAUUUGAAAGUUACUGUUACUCCACAGGGUUUAAGGACAGCAUUCGAUACUGGCACCACCCUCUCUGGAACAGCUACGAGUGAACAUUGCACUUUGGGCUGUUAUGCCGUUGGUUUAAAUCAAAAAAAUUAUGCAACAGGUCAUGUAUAUGAAAGUGAUGUAGCUUCUCCGAUGGUUCCAACAGGAGUAAGCAAUCCCAAAUUAGAUAACAUGCUCAAAAAAUAUUACGGAGAUAAAAAUCUUACUGAACAUGGGCCCAUGUGUAUGAGUGUACCUAGACACGUAGAUCUGAAUGCUUGUUUAAGAAUAAAUUUAAAUCGUUCUCUUCCACAUUACAUAGGAGUUUAUCAGUUGGAUCGCUAUAAGCAUCGUUUCAAUUUUAUACCAAAAAUUGGAGAAACUAUUAUCAAUUGGAAGUAUACGCCUGCAUUUGGAUUCAUAUCUUGUAAAGGUCAUGAUAUUCUGUAUUGUCGAGAUGAGUCAGAUAUUUGUUACACACAAAAUAUUAUUGAUAAAAUGCCUGCUCAAAUUACUACAGCCUUAACAAAAAUGGAGUGUGUAAAGUGA
Psylliodes chrysocephalus is the source of this 900-nucleotide messenger RNA. Lineage: Eukaryota; Metazoa; Arthropoda; Insecta; Coleoptera; Chrysomelidae. The record is from the annotation of a GenBank genome assembly.